AUGUCAUUAGAUGCUAUUAAAUUUGACAAGACAGAUCCCCGCAAAGCUUCUGUGAACGUAUUGGAUCAGUUGUUACUUCCAUAUGUUACCAAAUAUAUAUCCAUUCACACUAUUGAUGAUGGUUAUCGAGUAAUUAAAACCAUGCAGGUCAGAGGGGCACCUGCCAUUGCAAUUGUUGGAUCACUGUCGAUAUUGAUGGAAGUUCAAUUGAUUCAAACAGAAUCUUACUCUAAGAGUCAAUGGUUUUAUGAUUUGUCCAAUUGGGAGGGCGUUCGCACUAGACUCUUGGAAAGGUUAGAAUAUCUGUUAAGUAGUAGACCUACAGCUGUUAAUUUGUUCAAUUCGAUAAAAAAUAUCCGUAUCGUUCUUUCCAAGGCAGAUAAUUUGAAGGAUUUGGGUACCAAACUAUUCGAUUACGUGUGCAACUUAAUGAACGAAGACCUGACAAAUAAUGUCAAAAUGGGUGAUAAUGGUGCCAAACAUUUGUUGAACAGUUUGAUGGAGGAAAAUUUUAACGAGAAUUUCGCCGUUUUGACAAUUUGUAAUACGGGUUCUUUAGCAACAUCCGGUUAUGGUACGGCGCUAGGUGUUAUUCGUUCGCUAUGGAAAGAUGCACAAUCGAAAACGGUUGACAAAGUACUAUAUAAAAAAUUGAAAUUAUGCGAUUCGAAAGCAAAGAUGACUCAUGUUUUCCCACUUGAAACAAGGCCUUACAAUCAAGGAUCACGUUUGACCGCUUAUGAGCUGGUUCACGACUUGAUUCCAGCAACAUUAAUUACCGAUAGUUCAAUUGCUUAUAGAAUUCAAACAAGUGAAAUUCCUGUAAAAGCUGCAUUCGUCGGAGCCGAUAGAAUAGUACGUAAUGGUGAUACUGCAAAUAAGAUUGGUACCUAUCAAUUGGCGAUCGUUUGUAAACAGUUUGGUAUUAAAUUUUUUGUUGUCGCACCGAAGACAACUAUUGAUAACGUUACGGAAAAUGGCAAUGGCAUCAUUGUAGAGCAAAGAAAUCCAAACGAAUUUAGAUUGGUAAGCGGGACUGUUAUUGAUCCAAGAACGGAAUUGCCGAUGUUAGAUUCAAUUACAAAAGAACCAAUACAAGGGAAAGUUGGUAUUGCACCGCCAAGCGUUCAAGUUUGGAAUCCUUCCUUUGAUGUGACACCACAUGAAUUAAUCGAUGGUAUCAUCACUGAAGAUGGUGUCUUUACGAAAGAUGCCACCGGAAAUUUUAAUUUAGAUAAGCUGUUUGAAUAA
Zygotorulaspora mrakii is the source of this 1251-nucleotide messenger RNA. It is a transcript of the gene MRI1, whose product is annotated as S-methyl-5-thioribose-1-phosphate isomerase MRI1. NCBI's taxonomy places the organism in Eukaryota, Fungi, Ascomycota, Saccharomycetes, Saccharomycetales, Saccharomycetaceae. Gene Ontology annotation, molecular function: S-methyl-5-thioribose-1-phosphate isomerase activity. The transcript has a single exon. Bases 1 to 1251 code for a protein of 416 amino acids. The record is from RefSeq and is a predicted model, not a curated record.